Messenger RNA from Triplophysa dalaica, 3841 nucleotides. It is a transcript of the gene ipo9, whose product is annotated as importin 9. Gene Ontology annotation, molecular function: small GTPase binding. The transcript is spliced from 24 exons. The record is from RefSeq and is a predicted model, not a curated record. Gene Ontology annotation, cellular component: nuclear envelope; cytosol. Gene Ontology annotation, biological process: protein import into nucleus. The coding region runs from base 165 to 3311 and encodes 1048 amino acids. Lineage: Eukaryota; Metazoa; Chordata; Actinopteri; Cypriniformes; Nemacheilidae.
CUCCUUUCCUGUGGAUGGAGCCACUAUGGUCAUCAAAGCACCAACCAUACACGAAUGGAAACGCUUCAUGAUAGUCCCUCCCUAACAGUGCAUUGGCGCGCUGUGCAUCCUUCCGUCAGGUACCCGGUUAUUUCUCCGUUUGCUUCAGCAGGACUGGCGGAAAUAUGGCGGGUAUGAGCGCCUCGGGUCCCGGCCCGGUUUCAUCUCUCGACCAGGUGGAUAAAGGACUAAAGGAGACUCUUAUAGACGCGUUGAACGCCAUCCUGUCCCCGGUUCAAGAAGUGCGCGCCGCGGCGGAGGAGCGCAUUAAAGUGUUGGAAGUGACGGAGGAGUUUGGAGUUCAUCUGGCAGAGCUUACUGUCGAUCCACGUGGAGCUCUUGCAAUACGACAACUGGCUUCUGUCAUUCUAAAGCAAUAUGUUGAGACCCAUUGGUGCGCUCAGUCAGAGAAAUACAGGCCCCCGGAGACUACAGAAUGGGCUAAAGCAGCGAUACGUGAACUGCUGCCAAGCGGAUUGCGAGAGGCCAUCAGCAAGGUGCGCUCCAGUGUAGCCUAUGCACUUUCUGCUAUAGCACACUGGGACUGGCCUGAAGCUUGGCCUGGACUUUUUAAGCUCCUCAUGGACAUGCUGGCCAGUGGGGAUGUAAAUGCUGUACAUGGUGCCAUGAGGGUCCUCACAGAAUUUACCAGAGAGGUGACAGAUGUACAGAUGCCGGACGUUGCACCAGUCAUUUUGCCUCAGAUGUACAAGAUUUUUACCAUGGCAGAGGUUUACAGUAUUCGUACCCGAUCCAGAUCAGUUGAGAUCUUUACAACCUGUGCCAAUCUCAUCUGUGCUAUUGAUGAGGUAGCAAAGGGUGCUGCCAAUACUCUGAUCUUCCCAGUGGUGCAGCAGUUCACCGAGGCCUUUAUACAGGCGUUGCACAUACCAGAUGGACCGACUUCAGACAGUGGAUUGAAGAUGGAAGUCUUGAAGGCGGUAACAGCUCUUGUAAAGAACUUUCCCAAACCUAUGGUGUCCUCCAUGCAGCAGAUCCUUCCCAUUGUGUGGAAUACAUUGACAGAGAGCGCCUCUUUUUAUGUGAGAACUGAGGUCAACUACACAGAAGAAGUGGACGAUCCAGUUGACUCGGAUGGCGAGGUCCUUGGUUUUGAGAACCUGGUUUUCAGCAUCUUUGAGUUUGUCCACACACUGUUGGAGAACAAGAAGUUCAAGAGCACAGUGAAGAAAGCACUACCAGAGCUCAUUUAUUACAUCAUCCUCUACAUGCAGAUCACUGAAGAUCAGAUCAAAGUGUGGACGGCCAAUCCUCAGCAGUUCGUUGAGGAUGAAGAUGACGAUACUUUUUCUUACUCUGUUCGGAUUUCGGCACAGGAUCUGCUGCUGGCUGUUGCUGCAGAGUUUCAGAAUGAGAGUGCUGCGGCAUUAGCUGCGGCUGCAACGCGUCACCUUCUGGAGGCAGAGCAAGCCAAAAACGCAGGCAGUGAACACUGGUGGAAGGUGCAUGAAGCUUGUAUGCUGGCCCUGGGCUCGGUCAAAACCAUCAUCACAGAAAAUGUAAAGAAUGGACGUGUUCAGUUUGAUAUGCAUGGGUUCCUUGCCAAUGUCAUCCUUGCCGACCUAAACUUACCAGCAGCCUCCCCUUUCCUGUUGGGUCGGGCCUUAUGGGCAGCCAGUCGCUUUACUGCAGCGAUGUCCCCUGAACUCAUACAACAGUUCCUUCAAGCCACAGUAAGCGGACUUCACGAGAGCCAGCCGCCUUCCGUUCGGAUCUCUGCUGUGAGAGCUAUCUGGGGGUAUUGCGAUCAGCUAAAGCUGUCUGAGAGUACACACGUCCUACAGCCGUUCCUGCCCAGUGUCUUGGAAGGGCUAGUGCAGCUCGCCGCUCAGUUUAGCUCUGAGGUCCUGACUUUAGUCAUGGAGACCCUCUGUAUUGUUUGCACGGUGGAUCCUGCUUUCACAACGAGUGCGGAGAACAAGAUCUGUCCUCUCACCAUCGCUAUCUUCCUUAAGUACAGUAAUGAUCCUGUGGUGGCGUCUUUAGCGCAGGACAUCUUUAAGGAGCUUGCCCAGAUCGAAGCUUGCCAAGGACCAAUGCAAAUGCGUCUCAUUCCUACUCUUGUUAGCAUCAUGCAGGCACCACCUGAUAAAAUCCCAUCCGGCCUUUGUGCUACAUCCAUAGACAUCUUGACCACAGUUGUUCGCAACACCAAGCCCCCGCUGUCCGACAUGCUCGUGUGCCAAGCUUUUCCAGCUGUUGCCCAGUGCACCCUACGCACCGAUGAUAACACCACUAUGCAGAAUGGUGGUGAAUGCUUGAGGGCUUAUGUCUCCGUGGGACUGGAGCAAAUCGCCCAAUGGCAAGAUGAACAAGGCCACAGUGGGGUUUGGUACGUCAUGCAGGUUGUCAGUCAGCUCCUGGACCCCCGCACAUCCGAGUUCACCGCUGCUUUUGUGGGUCGACUGGUGUCCACUCUCAUCACUCGGGCCGGCACCCAGUUGGCUGAUCAGCUGGACCAAAUAUUGCGUGCCAUCCUCAGCAAAAUGCAGCAAGCUGAGACCCUCAGUGUGAUGCAGUCCCUGAUCAUGGUUUUUGCCCAUCUGGUUCAUUCUCAAUUGGAGCCACUGCUGGAAUUCCUAUGCAGUCUUCCGGGUCCCACGGGGAAACCUGCCCUUGAGUUUGUCAUGGCAGAGUGGAUGAGUCGCCAGCAUCUGUUCUACGGCCAGUAUGAAGGCAAAGUCAGCGCUGUUGCUUUGUGUAAACUGCUCCAGCACGGUCUCAACACAGAUGACAAGCGCCUCCAAGAUAUUGUCGUCAAAGGAGAUGAAAUUUUUAAUCCGGACGCGGGCAUUUGUACACGUUCCAAAUCGGCCAAGAACCCACAGCGAUGGACCAACAUUCCAUUGUUGGUGAAGAUCUUCAAACUCAUUGUCAAUGAACUGUCCUCUGUCGUGGAGGCUAACACAAACAGAGCAAAUCCAGCAGACUGGACCCAAGACUCGGGAGGAAUGUGGGAUGAUGUGGCGGAGGAGGAUGAUGAUGAUGAGGAUGAUGAGGAGGAGGAAGAUGAAGGGUUAGCAGGACAGCUCCUUUCUGAUCUCAUUGCGUCCAACAAAUAUGAUGAUGAUUAUUAUGAAGAUGAUGAUGAUGAAGAUCCAGAUGCUCUAAAAGAUCCCAUAUAUCAAAUUGACCUCCAGGCUUAUAUGACAGAUUUCCUCACCCAGUUUGCCCAGCAGCCUUGCUAUAGCAUGUUUUCAAGCCACUUGAAUGAAGCAGAGAGAAGAGUGUUGCAGUCCAUUGGUAUAUGACCUGUAUCACUAACUGACAUCAGCUCCUUGUCCGUGUUUCAGUCUUUACCACUCGGUCAUCUUUUUCCAAACUUUGAACAUUUGAGUGGCCUUGGGAAGCCUUUUGGACAGAACUUCUGAUACACAACGUAAAAGAGGACUAGUCUAAUGAGUUUACAUCCCUCUCCCUGUUUUAUUAAGGGAAGAAAUGAACAUUGAUUUCCUAAGAGAAGAACAAGAGUGACAGAUCCUAGACGGGACAGCGUUGGAUAUGAAAUGGAUAUCACAGUUAUCAAAACACCACUGUGGUGCAUUUGUCUGGUGUCAUGAUGGGGGUUGAAUGACUCAUUUUUUGCAACGGGACUGAUAACGACUUAGAAAUGGCUUAAAAGUAUCAACCGUUGUCUGUUUGUAUCUUCUCACUUUACUAAAUCAUGUGGGUUACAAAUUCUUUCUGUAGAGGAAGGCAAAAUACUUCUGACAGAUGAACUUUGAAAAGAAGUUGGAACUGUUGGCGGCCUUAUUAAAAUUAUCCAUGUUAUUUGUCAUUA